This is a messenger RNA of Cooperia oncophora, 933 nucleotides long. NCBI's taxonomy places the organism in Eukaryota, Metazoa, Nematoda, Chromadorea, Rhabditida, Trichostrongylidae. The record is from the annotation of a GenBank genome assembly.
AUGGGAGAAACAAAGAAAGAUGAACUGUCGUGGGUUGUCGAACCAAGGCAGGAGCCCGGCAGCGUUCUCUAUAAGAUAUCCCUCUACAAAGACAAACUCUUCGUCGGAGAUGCUCAUACGGCCGUCACUACCCUCACCAAGAUGACAUUGCCCUCAGAGCUGCUGCAGUCAUGGUCGUCAGCUCAGCGUUUCGAUGUCAGCAUUGCCGGAAUCACAACAUGGAUGUCGUUCAAUGCAAGCAAGAUUGGGUUGCAGGCACCGUUGAAACCUCCCACUGCUCCAACAAACGUACGCCUCUAUGCGACUCAACAGAAAACCGUCGAUGGUGCUCGAGCGAUCAUAUCCCUUUUUUGGUCACCUCCACUUCAAUGGAAUGCUACUCCUUUUCAGUACAUAAUUAACUGCACAAAGGAUGAUGGUACCACUCAAGGUGGCCCGGUAGGAAGUACCACAACACACAUAUCCUUUGAAGUGAAAAGUGGCAAGGUCGAAUGUUCCGUGGCAGCCGCCAACGAACCGAAUAACAUUGGCGAAUUCACUCCGAAAAUCUCGAUAGACAGCAGUGAGCUGAAGCCUUUGGUGCGACUAUUCGCGAUAGAUUCCACUAAUGCCCUCAUAGCCAUUACUAAUGUUACCCAAGAUGAACCGGCGUCGAAACGAGAGAAACGUCAGAUCUCGCACGUAAAUCGAGUGGAAUGUUUGAAGGCCACUUGUACAAGUUUGGGUCAUUGCAACGGAUAUGAAGGCUUUUGUGUCUAUGCUGUAACGCCACGACGAAGCGUUUACUGCUCUAUGGAAUACCAGGCGAUCGCUUUCAUCGGCAACGACUUGUUUGCUGUUCGAAAGGAACACGAUUCUCUCCAGCCAGUACUUGUUCAGAUCGACACCAACGACAUCGACAAUAUCGUUCACAAGGUAAGGACAGCGAAAUAA